AUGCGCACAUGUACUGAUUAUGUAAUUAUUCCCACAUGUACAGCUGAUAUCAUGUGCACAUGUACUGAUUAUGUAAUUAUUCCCACAUGUACAGGUGAUAUCAUGCGCACAUGUACUGAUUAUGUAAUUAUUCCCACAUGUACAGGUGAUAUCAUGCGCAAAUGUACUGACUAUGUCAUUAUUCCUAUAUGUACAGGUGAUAUAAUGCGCACAUGUACUGAUUAUGUCAUCAUUUCCAUAUGUACAGGUGAUAUCAUGCGCACAUGUAAUGAUUAUAUCAUUAUACCCAUAUGUACAGGUGAUAUCAUGCGCAAAUGUACUGACUAUGUCAUUAUUCCUAUAUGUACAGGUGAUAUCAUGAGCACAUGUACUGAUAAUGUCAUUAUUCCUAUAUGUACAGGUGAUAUCAUGAGCACAUGUACUGAUAAUGUCAUUAUUCCUAUAUGUACAGGUGAUAUCAUGCUCACAUGUACUGAUAAUGUCAUUAUUCCUAUAUGUACAGGUGAUAUCAUGUGCACAUGUACUGACUAUGUCAUUAUUCCCAUAUGUACAGGUGAUAUCAUACGCACAUGUACUGAUUAUCUCAUUAUUCCUAUAUGUACAGGUGAUAUCAUGCGCACAUGUACUGAUUAUCUCAUUAUUCCUAUAUGUACAGGUGAUAUCAUGCUCACAUGUACUGAUUAUAUCAUUAUUCCCACAUGUACAGGUGAUAUCAUGCACACAUGUACUGAUUAUAUCAUUAUUCCCAUAUGUACAGGCCUGUGUCUGUUCACCAUGCUGUGGGGGGAGGGGGGUACGGCCAGGUUCAGGGAGGAGGUUGGGGUGUGUGGCUCACAUGUUAGCUUUUCUCUUCCAGAGCAUAGCCCAUCUGAACGACGGCCAGGGCCUCAACCUGGCCCAUCUUUGAGGGAGGAUGUCUUCGACGGCCUUGAGGAGGAUUUCUCUGGCUUGCACGGCUCCUGGACGGAUUCUAUUCGUUUGGAGCCUGAUGACGGUCCACAGCAGGAUGUGCGGCCUGUUGGGCAUAAGGAGGAUCAACCACGGCAGUUGGCACAACAGGGACGGCCAGCUGUCACUUCUACUGGAGGUGGUCGAGAGAUUACGGGGCAACGCAGCAGCGGGCUCCAGGCAACUUUCAGCGGUCCUUCAGGCAUCAGGACUACGGAGAGCACUUCAGCAGGUGAGAAAGGGUUGUUGAAUGUGGGGGGGAGUGAUGUUACAUUGUGUGGUGUUAGGAGUGUGGAUUGUGACUCAGUGACAGGGAGUGUAGUGGAGGGAUUGAAAGUGUUGUUAGCUAAAUUGGAAGGAGUUGGCCCUGCGCAAAGGGUUGGAGUAGAGAGGGCGUGGGUCCCUGUUGACAGGUCGGCGGGUGUAUCAGUUGUGGAGAGGGUGGAGGACUGCAGUGUGGCGGUCCCUGGUGUCUCAGGGGGUGGUGGCGCGGUGGUGGCGCAGACUUCCGGGCCUAUAGUGGGGUCUUCCGGGCUGGUCUCGAGGCAGGGUGAGGGAGCUGAGUUGAGGGUGGCUGAUACAGCAAUGUCUCGGUCGUGUCUCUGCUCAAUCGGGCCGUUGGGGAUGCACUUGACCUCUGAGGUGAAGGAAAAGAUAUAUAAGAGGGAAUUUAUUGAAUUUUUCUCUCUUCUCCCGCUUGAGCAGUCUUUCGAGAUCCCGGAGGACUCUAAGAAAGACGUGGCCAAGAAAGAGGAGGAGGAGAGGAAAAAGAGAUAUCGGAAGUUGCCGAAAACAUUUUCUAACUGGUCUCAGGCAUUUUUGAUAUAUGCUAAUGUGUUUGCGAGUAAAUUUCCUGACCAGGGUGCAGCGCUUUUUUGUUAUCUUGAUGAGGUGUCUUCUGCUCAGCGGACGUAUGGGGGUAUGGCUUGGUGGUCAUACGACGAGCAGUUCAGGCAGCGCUUGUCAGUUAAGCCGGAAAUGCGGUGGGACGACCGUGACAUGGGGUUGUGGCUAAAAAUCAUGACGCCUCUAAGAUCUUCCCAGUCCUUUCGAUCAGGAGCCGGUGGCGCCUCCAUCGGGGGAUCCCCUGCCACGGUCAGAAAAGGUUGUUGCUUUGCCUAUAAUGAAAAGUUUUGCAAGUGGGGAGCUGCGUGCAAGUUUAAACACGAGUGUUCAGGGUGUGGGGGGGCACAUUCCUAUGCGAAGUGUUUCCGUAAGGGUAAACCAAGCGGGGUUGGGGACGCGUCUGACAAAGGGGGCGACCCCGGUGAGACUCGCCGCGAUGGAGCCUUGGCUCGCCCUGUACGCUAG
Messenger RNA from Bombina bombina (fire-bellied toad), 2259 nucleotides. RefSeq lists its product as uncharacterized. NCBI's taxonomy places the organism in Eukaryota, Metazoa, Chordata, Amphibia, Anura, Bombinatoridae. The transcript is spliced from 12 exons. Bases 1 to 2259 code for a protein of 752 amino acids. Gene Ontology annotation, molecular function: metal ion binding. The record is from RefSeq and is a predicted model, not a curated record.